AGGGCUGCAGGGAGCCCGGCGCCACGCUGACGUUUCACCCAGUCCCCUUGGCCCCGGCUGGCGGCCGGUCACGCCGUCCCCGGCACGGCCCCCGCUGCUCGCCCGGCCCCGGGGCUGGGCCUUCCCAGCAGGGCCCCGCCGCCUCUCCAAGCACCCGCCGAGCACCGGGGCUGCCGGCCGGGGCCCUCAUGUUGUCCCCGGAGGGCUUGAUGGCCGUGGCCGCCGUGGUCACCUUCCUGGGCCUCCUGGCCUGGCACCUUCUGGGUGGGAGCCUGGAGGUGCCUGGAGGGCUGGAGGAUGAGGAGGAGGAAGAGGAGGGGACCCCCAUCCUCACCGAGGACGGCGUGGGGUGCUGCCGGCUGCUGUGCAAGCCCUCGGCGCUGGCCCAGCACCUGGAGCGGAGCUUGGGGCGCUCGGCAGUGUUGAGGGGGGGGCCCUGGCCAUGGCCUCGCUGGCCUCGUCUCCGUCUGCUGCAGCAGCUCCUGCUGCCCCCCCAGCCGGCACCGGCGCUGGUCCGGGAGCACCUGCAGGUCCCCGACGGAGGCCUGGUGGCCCUGGACUGGCUGGUGGGGCCACGGGGGGCCGGGAGCCGUCGGCGUGGCAGCGGUGGCCCCCCCAGCCCGGUGCUGCUGCUCAUCCCCAACGCCGCCGGCAAGGUGCCGGGGGGGUUCCUGCAGCUGGGCCGCCGGGCGCUGGAGCUCGGCUACGUCCCCGUCGUCUUCAACCGGCGGGGACACAACGGCUGCCCCCUGGCCACCCCCAGGCUCCAAGCCUUCGGGGACCCCGGGGACCUGCGCGAGGCCGUGGCCUACGUGCGCUGCCGGCACCCGGCCGCCCCGCUGCUGGCCGUCAGCGAGGGCUCGGGCUCGGGGCUGCUGCUGGCCUACCUGGGCGAGAGCGGCUCCUCCAGCCGCCUGGCCGCCGCCGCCUGCCUCUCGCCCGUCUUCCGCGCCCGGGACUGGUUCGAGGCCCCGCUGCCCCGGCUCUACGAGUGGCCGCUGCUGCUGCACCUCAAGCAGGGACUCAGCAGGUACGCGGGCGCCCUGGCCGAGGCGGUGGACGUGGCCAAGCUGCUGGGCAGCCGCUCGCUGCGGGAGCUGGAGGAAGCCCUCUUCUGCGGGACCCAGAGCCGCUGGGAAGCCUACUGGGAGCGCAACGAGCCCCUGCGCGAUGCCGACGAGGUGGCCGUGCCCGUGCUGUGCGUCUGCAGCGCCGACGACCCCGUCCGCGGGCCCCCCGCCCGCACGCUGCCCGUGGGGCUGUUCCGCAGCAGCCCCUACUUCUUCCUGCUGCUCACCCCACGCGGGGGCCACUGCGGCUUCCCCCAGCGCGGCUCGGGGCGAUGCUGGGGCCACGAGGCCGUGCUGGAGUAUUUCGGGGCCAUCGGCGAGUUCCUGCGGGCGGAGGAGCGGAGGACGGGGGUGCCGCAGCCCCGCCGGUGGGGGGGUCCCCUCCCCGAGCCCCCCGCUUUCACCUGGCAGCGGUCCUACACCAGGUAGCCGCCCCCCACCGGGUAAGGAACGCAGGCAGACACUCCGUGUACUAAAAUUACUUUAUUACAGUUGAUUUUUUUUUUUUUUUUAACAUUUCCUUUGCUAUGAUACAAAGGAUACUUACAAACAAAAUAUUACAUAUGACCUUAUUUUUUUUUUUUUUCUCUUAUCUUCUGACAACUCGGUAACAGCUUUAAAUGCACAAUCUAUACAAUUAAUACAGGUUAUAUAUGAGCUAUAAUGUAUGUUGAACCAGAAGAAUACCAGAAUACUGACAA
This is a messenger RNA of Oxyura jamaicensis (ruddy duck), 1771 nucleotides long. It is a transcript of the gene ABHD15, whose product is annotated as abhydrolase domain containing 15. Bases 189 to 1499 code for a protein of 436 amino acids. The record is from RefSeq and is a predicted model, not a curated record. The transcript has 2 exons. Lineage: Eukaryota; Metazoa; Chordata; Aves; Anseriformes; Anatidae. Gene Ontology annotation, molecular function: short-chain carboxylesterase activity; monoacylglycerol lipase activity.